AAACGUGAGAGUUAGAGGCGAAAGAGAUAAAAGAACUUCCAAAGCAAAAAUGGCGACCAUUAAGGUUUCUUCCUCUAUUCCUUCUCCCUCUGAAGAUGCUGAGCAACUGAAAAGCGCCUUUGAAGGAUGGGGUACCAACGAGGACUUGAUCAUAUCAAUCUUGGCUCACAGAAGUGCUGAACAGAGGAAGCUGAUCAGGCAAGCAUACCAUGACUCCGUUGGAGAAGAUCUUCUCAAGAGUCUUGAGAAGGAACUUACAAACGACUUUGAGAGAUCCAUCUUGCUCUGGACUCUUGAAGGGGGUGAACGUGAUGCUUUGUUGGUUAAUGAAGCUACCAAAAGAUGGACUUCAAGCAACCAAGUGAUUAUGGAAAUAGCUUGCACUAGGACAUCUACUCAGCUGCUUCACGCUAGGCAAGCUUACCAUGCUCGCUUCAAGAAGUCUAUGGAAGAGGAUGUCGCUCACCACACCACCGGUGACUUCAGAAAGCUUUUGGUUUCUCUUGUUAGCUCGUACAGGUACGAAGGGGACGAGGUGAACAUGACAUUGGCUAAGCAAGAGGCUAAGCUGAUCUAUGAGAAAAUCAAGGACAAGCAGUACAACGAUGAAGAUGUGAUUAGGAUUUUGUCCACUAGGAGCAAAGCACAGAUCAAUGCUACCUUCAAUCGCUACCAAGAUAAUCACGGCGAGGAAAUCCUCAAGAGCCUUGAGGAAGUAGAUGAGGACGACAAGUUCCUCGGACUGUUGAGGUCAACCAUUCAGUGCUUGACACGACCAGAGCUUUACUUUGUGGAGGUUCUUCGUUCAGCAAUCAACAAAACCGGAACAGACGAAGGAGCUCUCACUAGAAUUGUGACCACAAGAGCUGAGGUUGACUUGAAGGUCAUCGGAGAAGAGUUCCAGAGAAGAAACAGCAUUCCAUUGGAGAAAGCCAUUACCAAAGACACUCGUGGAGACUACGAGAAGAUGCUCGUCGCACUUCUCGGUGAAGAUGAUGCUUAAAUCAAACACAGUGGAACAAAAGCUUCUCUCUCUCUAUCUCUCUUUUCUUGAAACCGUUUGAUUAUGUGUCUUUGAAAACUUGUUUGUUUCUUUUCUUUCUGUUGUGUGUUUUGAGUUUCCAAAUAAUGAAUAAGAGAGAGAACUAGUAUGGUAUUAUUGAGUUAAAUAAAAGAGCAAUGGCUUUAAAAGUUGCUGUCACUACAAAGUCUACAAUAAGGAGACCGACAACACGAAAGAUCAGUGUCUAUAAAAUCUUAUCCGUUCUUAAAAUACCAAA
Eruca vesicaria subsp. sativa (arugula) is the source of this 1280-nucleotide messenger RNA. The record is from the annotation of a GenBank genome assembly. Lineage: Eukaryota; Viridiplantae; Streptophyta; Magnoliopsida; Brassicales; Brassicaceae.